Messenger RNA from Acanthosepion pharaonis, 849 nucleotides. The record is from the annotation of a GenBank genome assembly. Lineage: Eukaryota; Metazoa; Mollusca; Cephalopoda; Sepiida; Sepiidae.
AUGGCCAUACCCUACUGUCCAGACACAGUCGCUAAACAAGUAAUCGACCCCACGUUGUGUUUCGUCUUUUUUUUUUCUUUGAAGAUGGCUUGCCAGUGUUGGCCAAAGCAGCCAAGGGAUGAAGUCAAGAAAAGUUUCAAUUUCUUCAUUCUGAAGUGUUGGCUGUCUCUUUCUUUCUUUCUUUCUUUCUUUCUUUUUUUCUUUCUUUCUUUCUUUCUUUCUUUCUUUCUUUCUUUCUUUCUUAUUUUCUUUAUUGUUGUGCCUUUUCUCUCUAUCCUUUCACUCUUUUUCUUUCUUUUUUCUUUCUUUCUUUCUUUCUUUCUUUCUUUCUGUUCAAGCAAUUUAACUCUUUCUUUUUUCUUAUUUUUCGUUCUUUUUCUUGUUGUAUCUUCUUUUUCUAUCUCGCACUUCUCUCUCUUUUCUCCCUCUUUUCUUUCUUUUUUCUUUUUUUACUUUCUUUCUUGUUCUGCCUUUUCCCUGUCUUCUUUCACUCUUUUUCUUUCUUUCUUUCUUUCUUUCUUUCUUUCUUUCUUUCUUUCUCAAUAUUUAUGGAUCACAAAUAUUGGCUAUCUAUCUAUCUAUCUAUCUAUCUUGAUGGAGCUGAGACCAUAUACGCCAUUAUCUAUCUAUCUAUCUAUCUAUCUAUCUAUCUAUCUAUCUAUCUAUGUCGAUCCACCAUCCCGUGCCUUGGGUUCCCUAAGUGUCACUGGAUUUUGCGUAGCGAAUCGAAAUCUACCGAGACGGCCGGUCAUGGUCGGGGUGGAUGGCUGUGGCAGGGUGAUAAAUGCGAAUGAUAAGAAAGAAAGCGAAGAGGCGUGGCUGGGGAGGUCAGUAAAGUCACUUGGUUAG